UAGUUGCCCUCCGGUGCAUCGAAACUCCCGCACAGGUUUACCGUUGAUUUGAAGCGUCUUCUUUUACUUCUUUCGUGCAGCGUCUAGAUUAAUGUGAAACCAUUUUAAAAUCAAGGACUUUGAGGUAUUCAGUUACUCAAUUUUCGUUAGUAACUGCACAAAAUGAGCCGCCACAAGUUUAUUGUUAUGUUAACACUGCAACAGUUGUCGAAUUGUUGAAAGUGCAUUCAGUGUGCAUUUGUAGCAAAAGGAGAAAAAGGAAACGUAAAAGUUUGUUAUAAUGAAAAUGAUGAUCAAAUUAGGAACCAUUCAUACAAAAGAUGUCUUUUUGUUAACCACUGUGUUUGCUAUGUGUGUGUUCUUGUCAUUGAAUAUGAUAAACAAGAUCAACAACGAAAGGCGGCGUUCAACGAACUUGCUGAAAAAACCCUCGCAUGCAAAUGAGGUUCAAUUACAGUUGACAUCAAUGGGGCCAAUUAUUACAAGUAAGGAAAGGUUUCGCAUUCUCUGGUACAACCCACCUGGAUAUUUAACAGUUAGUCAUAAGGAUGCGUUGCAUUGUGGGUUUGAACAAUGCAAAUACAACAACUGUGAUAUGACUCUAAAUACAUCAGAUGCAGAUAUCAGUCAGGCUGUCAUUUUUGAUGGUCGUAAAAUGCCAAGGAAUGUUAGCUUCACACGUCCAAAUGGUCAGAUAUGGAUUUUUGCAGCUCACGAAUCUCCUAUUUCAUACGGCGACACAGGGACAUGGUGGUAUAGAAAUAAAGACUACUCCUUUCAACUGGGACGAUGA
Molecule: messenger RNA, 793 nt
Organism: Ruditapes philippinarum (Manila clam)
Lineage: Eukaryota; Metazoa; Mollusca; Bivalvia; Venerida; Veneridae
Exons: 3
Coding region: 281-793 (170 amino acids)
Source: RefSeq, a predicted model, not a curated record